Messenger RNA from Mytilus trossulus (common blue mussel), 3643 nucleotides. Its product is annotated as myocyte-specific enhancer factor 2C-like. The coding region runs from base 178 to 1410 and encodes 410 amino acids. The transcript is spliced from 9 exons. The record is from RefSeq and is a predicted model, not a curated record. NCBI's taxonomy places the organism in Eukaryota, Metazoa, Mollusca, Bivalvia, Mytilida, Mytilidae. Gene Ontology annotation, molecular function: protein dimerization activity; RNA polymerase II cis-regulatory region sequence-specific DNA binding; DNA-binding transcription factor activity, RNA polymerase II-specific. Gene Ontology annotation, biological process: positive regulation of transcription by RNA polymerase II.
GCCAAAUAUAUUUCUUGCGCGGAAUAAUCGCCAUAUUGGAUACGCUAUAAAUACCAUAGUGUUUUCCGUGCCUAAAAUAGCACAGAAGUUGAAGAUUUUAUUCGACAAGAUCCUACUGGAUAGUAAAAAUAGCAACUUAGUUAUUUUUAUAAGCUGGAAACUUAAACAUAAAAGAAAAUGGGAAGAAAGAAGAUUAGCAUAACCCGAAUCAAUGAUGAAAGAAAUAGACAGGUUACAUUUACCAAGAGAAAGUUUGGUUUGAUGAAGAAAGCCUAUGAAUUAAGUGUCCUGUGUGACUGUGAGAUAGCCUUGAUUAUAUUUACCAGUAACAACAAGCUGUACCAGUAUGCUAGUUCUGACAUGGACAGAGUUUUACUGAAAUAUACUGAGUAUAAUGAUACCGUUGUUAGUCAAACUAACAAGGAUAUUGUAGAGAUGUUAAACAAGAAAGACAUCUCUGGUGAAGGAGCUGAUGAUGAUGACAACUAUGUACUCACACCAAGGACAGAGGAAAAAUACAAAAAGAUAGAUGACGACUUUAAAAAAGCCAUGGAGCAGGGACAUAAUCAAGGACAGUACCAACAGAUGAAUGUUACAGUGCCUGUCGGUCAACCUGUCCAGAAUGCAGCCUUCACUAUACAGCAACAACAGGCUGCUCUACAACAGUUACAAAAUCUCCAGCAACAGGCAGCACAAGCCAGCCAAGCAUCCACUUCUUCUGUUGUCAUGUUACAACCUAACACUACACAUACUGUGUCGCCUUCCUCCAGUACCCAGUCAGUUAAGGUUGUGCAUACAGACCAAAGUACAUCAGAGACUCCCAGUAGGGGAUUUAUGUUGCCUUCAGGUCUUAGUCUCAGCAAAGAAAUGAUUCAGAUGUUGACCAACCCUCAAUCGCAGACACAAGCUGAAAAAGAAAAACCAAGAUUACGAGUUGUUAUACCUAGCAAAGAUAAAGAUUCGUCAUCGGGACAGGGUUCAAGUAAAUCUGGAUCAUUAGACACACCCUUAGUUUCCCAGGCCACUCCAAGUCAACAGGUUAAUACAUCACUUCCUUCAGCUUUACCAUCUGGCCUUCUACCUAGUGAUUUAAGGAUAGACAGUGCUGAUUUGGCAAACUUACUGGCCCCUUGGGCUCAAAACCCUGGACCACUGACAGCAGCCAUACAGUCCUCUGGUAUUACAUUGACACCUGGUGUAAUGACUCCUACUACAAUGAGUCUACAAAACUUGUUAAUACCAGCCAACCAGGCAGCUGCUUUACGAUUUUUAGGGGAACAACAGAAUAAAAACGUUAAAACAGAACCCUCAUCACCACGGAAACGAUCGUCUGCUGAAGAUAGUGAUGAUGACAGAGAAGACGAAGGCGACCCACCAGAGAAAAAAUCAAGAUCUACAUCAAAUCGGUGAUGAGGGCUCAAUUUUAACCAUGUACAUAUGUAAAUAGUUGUAGCAAUAAGUGAGAUUCUUACAUCAUGUUUAUAAAUAGAAUUGUAUGGAAUGUAUGAUAACUUUAAUAGUGCUAUGAGGUAUGAACAAAGAAUGAAAGAUUUCAUAUGAAAUAAAAUUAGCUUUCCUCAUAAAAUGAUCUGAUCAUUGAACCAUGUAAUGGUGUUGUUUAUGAAACAUAUCAUCCGUUAAUUUGAUCAUCAAUCACUUUAUAUGCAUCUCAUAUUAUUGUACUUUGUAUGUCAAAACUUAAUACCUUUGUUCAACUGAUGAAAAUAAUGCUUUUUAAUACAACAUUAUUACUUGAUGUGUAAUGAUUAGUUUAAAUUGCAUUCUGUUUGUUAUUGGUUGAUUUUACCACACAUUUAUAACUUCUGUUGCCAUAGCUACAUUGUACAGAACCCAGAUCUGCCUUAACUAUGUUUUUUUUGUUUGUUGAAUUCCAUAACCAUUUCUGAAACAGUAACAAAACCUGAUCAUGACGAAACAUUUAAUCUGGAAGUGUUACUAUUAUAAUGUAUUUUUGUUAGUGAUGAUUAUAUGCAGUUAUAAGGAACAAUAUUUCUCAACAUCUCAGUUCUAUAUUAGAAUGAAGAUAUUUAUAUUGAUGAUGUUCACCUUUUUUUACUGACAUUAUUUUCGUUAAACCAAACCUCACUCCCCUUAAAUUACAAUAUGUGGUGCAUAGACAAUCCCUUCUAAGCUCAGAUUGAAUCCAGAUCUUAUCAUGACUUAUCCAUUAUAUUGUGAUGUAGAAUAGAUUAUCUCCCUUUGUGCAGAUAUUUGGAUUAUCUCCCUUUGUACAGAUAUUUGAAGUCAAUACCACAAUCAUUCAGUUGUUAUUAAAACAUCCUAUAUGUUCAUACUAGAUGAGUCCUUUUAGAUUGAUACAAUAAAUGUUCAUUUGAUCAAUAUUAAUUCCAGUUGCCAUGGUUAAUUGUUUCUUCUUUGAAUUCAUUUAAAAAAUAUGGUUACUGUUGAGUGUUUAAAUUUGUGGUUUUUGAUUAAUCAGAACACCUGCAAAAAUAUAUGUACUACAAUCAUUUGAACAAGAGAAUGAAUUAAAUAAUGUACAUUCAGAACUCUAUUUGUGAUAAUUUUUGUUAAAAAAAAUUAAAUAAAAUGUGCCUUUCAUUAAAAAAGAUACCAGUGAAUUCAACUGUUAAUUGAUUUAUGUUUUGAGCGCAUGUAUAAAUACCAUACAUAUUAAAAUAUCAUAAACUACUAUAAUUUUACUUAAUAAAUCUAAAGUCCCUACACUAAAAUUGAAAUCAUAGUAUCAAAUUGAAUGCAAGAUAAAAUUAUGUAUAAUAUAUAGAGCAAGUUUGAAUCAUGGUAUAUAACAUAGAAAAGUUGUGUAUGUGUGUGUUGUUUACACCGGUGGUACAUUUUUAUGCACUCUGUCAAAACAUUUACAUUUUUAUAAUAAUAUCUGAAAAAAUAAUCUAGUGCCAAAGCUGGAAUUGGAUAAAUGAAAUGAUGAUGUAAGUUCAAUUAUCAGACUUUUAGUCAGUUAGAUGAACUUAAAAAAAAUGUUUGAAAUAUACAUGGUCACAUUAUAAGUAUUUUAAAUAUAAAACAAUGUUGUUGAAAAAUUUAACACUAUAUUCACUGUUUUCACUUAAUGCGAGUUGCUUCAUAAUUUUAUUUUUUUCCAGGAAAGUAGUUAAAUAAACUUUCAAGAUUUGUGUUCAAGAAAUUAAGGCCAUCUUACUUAUUUGCAAGCUAUAUGCAGUUCAGGACUGUCUUAUUCAUAAGCUAAAAUCUGGUUAAAGGGAAUUUAUUUGAGCUCUAAAUGAGCAUUAAAUGCAGAAAAGUAUGUUAUUCUUUGACUUUCACUGUCUGUAAUAUACAAAUUGUUGGGAAGUGGGAACACUUAGUAAUUCGAAAGGAAUUUAUAGUUAUGUUUUAGACAGAAUGUAGAGGAUAGUUAAAUGAUGACUCAAAAAUAAAUUUUUUGAAAAACUAAUUAAAAAUUAAAACGUUUAAAUCUUGAUUUGAAAAUGGUAAAGAUGAAAUAAUUAUUUUAAUUUGUUGGUUUUAAAAUUAUUUUGUUACUUUAUGCAUCAUUGAAAUCCUAUAUCCCAACUGUUUUGUUUCUGUCAUGUUAAGAAAUUGUUUAUUAAAUGAUUAUUCUGGUAUUUUUCAUCAGAAGUUUUGUACAUAAAUAUGCAUAUUAAAAGAUUGAAAAGUU